Molecule: messenger RNA, 1068 nt
Organism: Symbiodinium natans
Lineage: Eukaryota; Dinophyceae; Suessiales; Symbiodiniaceae
Source: the annotation of a GenBank genome assembly
AUGACGUCGACCUUGUCCAUGGAGGGGUGCAGCUCCUACGAACAGCCAGCCUGGGCGUUCCGCCCCAUCUCUGCGGCGAACAGAAGCGGCAACGGGAGCAAUGAGAGCCCAGGGAUAAGGACGACGCCCGUCAUACACAUCCAGCAGGUCUACUUCGGAUCAGAGGAUGGCUCGAUCUACGCCCUGCACAUACAGAAUGGCACUGUUGUUUGGCAGUUCCAAACUGGCGGGCCGGUGCGAUGCUCACCACUCGUAUGUGAUAACAAUGUGAACUUCGGCUCCGACGACGGCAAGUUCUACGCUGUUGAGGCGAGAAGUGGCAGGGCGACGUGGAUCUUCGAUGCUGGCUCUCCCAUUCGCACGACACCCAUCUACAACAGCUUGCUCGAAUACAUCUACUUUGCCGCCAACAAUGGCACGCUGUAUGCCCUGAAGACGUGGGAUGGCGAUAAGAUGUGGGACGUCACAGCUGAUGGUGCGAUCGAGUCCUCGCCAGUGAUGAACAACCAGCAGAUCUACUUCGGUUCCGACGAUGGGAUGCUAUAUGCUGUGUCGGCAGUUGACGGUGUCCGAAUCUGGCGCUUCAACGCCUUCUCACCGAUCCGUUCCAGACCGGCGGUGAACUUCGACAUCGUCUUCACAGCGUGUGACGCGGGCAUCGUCUAUGGCCUCGACGAAGUCACCGGAAGCAAGAUCUGGGAGUUUGUCGCCUCGGGUCCGAUUCGGUACGCGUUGGGCUAUCACCGCGGCUUCGUGUAUUUUGGGAACGACGCCGGAAACUUCUACGCUGUCAAGGACAAGACUGGCCAUGAGAUAUUCAGCUACCAGGCUGGCGGCCGAAUCCGCGCCUCCACCCCUCCAGCGAUAAACUCUGGGAACGUGAUGUUUGGCUCUGACAAUGGAAAAGUUGUCGCCAUCUCCGACCUGAACGGUUCCCUUGCCUGGGAGAUCUCGAGCGGCUUCCCGGUACUAGCUUCGCCUCUGUGGUAUGCCAAUGUCAUCUACUUCGGCUCAGACCGCAUGUAUGCCGUCAAGGCCGAUGGCACGCAGGACGCAAUCGCCCUGUAG